CGGUUUUUACUUUCAUCGCAACGGUUGAGCAGCGGUCGUCAUCCAAAUCCCAAGCAGAUAUCCAUUGAUUAAAUCACAUGAACUAAAUACUAGAACGAUGACAGCGAGAAGUGAGAUUCGCAACUUCAAGCAGACAGCAAAUAAAACGUGAAAAAUCGAAAGCAAAACAGAAGAAGAGAAAAUGCAGGAGAGUAUUUAGAGGACUCAACUGCAACGACAUCAAGCUAAAGUUUAGGCUCGAGUAGCAGUAAGAUCCAAGUGAGCAGCAGAUCCAAGUGUGCCAGACACUAUGUCAAGGACAAAAGGACUGGGCGUGUUGCUUGUGCUCCUGGUCGCUGGCCAACUGGCUGCAGCGGUCAAUCAAACUGAGCCUGAAGCCACAAACAGCUCGGAGCCAGUCAAGGCCUUGGCCUCCACAGCGCAGCUGCGAGACUUUGCGGCGCAUCACUUCAGCAGCCGUAACAACAUCACCAUCUUGCAUGAGGUGGACGACGACGAGGAGGAGGAGGAGCCCCCUCUAACGCUCAACACUCACGAAGUGCUGCCACAGAAGCCGCUGAAGAAGAAGCCCUAUCUGCCGCUGGAGAAGCUGCUGCCCAGCAUUGAGUAUGUUAAGCCGCAUCCGCUUAAGGAGUACGAACUGCAUCCGGUUACAUUUGACUUUAACUUGGGCGACCUGGAGGACCUGGAGCAUGAGGUGAUCAAGAAGGGUGACCUCAGCAGCGAGGAGCAGCACGUCCUCAGCAAUGGCAAUGCACCCGAGCUGAGCUACAAGCCCACAAACCCUGAUGACAGCGACACCGUCGAUGUGGACAUAUCAGCGCUGCCCGAGUCUAGCUUUCAGCCAACCACAACCGCCACUUCAACUACAACAACGGCAGCAGCAUCGACAACAGCUGCAACGACAACAACAACAACAACAACAGCAACAGCAGCAGCAGCAGCAACAACAACAGCAGCAACAACCACAACGAGCAGCACCCACAUACUGAAGAUUUUGAAAAACAAGCCCUCUCCCAAGAAGGGCAGAGAGCUGCUGAAGCAAAGUGAUGACGAGCUGCAGCUGAAGACCCUGGGCAGCACCAUCAAUAGCAUCAGCCACUACCUGGGCAGCAAUGGAACGGCGAAUGCGAACAGCAGCACCAUGGCCGAGAGCCUUUAUGGCUCGGCCAACUACUUUCAGAUCGUGACCAAUCUGUACGAUCACUUCUACUGGCAAAUCUCUGAGAUCCGAACCAGCGUGCGCACCGGCUGCGGCCUCGAGAUGCAGGCCUACCUAACCGGACUGCACUCCAGCUACGAGUGGGCACAGAAAGCGUACGAUGCCUCGGGACGCUAUCGGGGUCAGCUGCUGUUCGGGAAUGACAAGUGGCUGGGGCAGCUGACAUUCUGCCUGGAACUGAACCGUCAGCUCUCUGGUAGCGGGGAACGGAAGCACUUUGAGCUGGAGUUCUAUGUGGCUGAUAUUUCGCUGCAAAUGCCACGCCUCAAUCGGACGCAGCAGCUUCUCAGCCUGGGCGAGUGCCUGCCCAAGUCCUGCUCGGCGCACGAUGUGCAGUCGAUACUCUCGCUGGACCCCUAUGCACGGAUGCUGACCAUGCUUGGAGCGCACAACGCCAGCGCCCAGCAGCCGGCCCUUCAGGUGCUGCGCGUGCGCACCGUGCCUGGACUAUAUAGCCACUGGCGACAGCUCAAGUUCCAGGUGUUCAUAAGCUUUCUGCUUACCCUGCUGCUGGUGAUGAUCGUGGCCACCUACUACCAGAUGCGCAUCGAUGAGCGUCGCCUGGUAGCGGCGCCGAUACCCGCGAUCAGCGCCAAAUGCGAUGCCGCCAGCAAGAGCGGGGACUACGAGGCGGCCUACUACGGCAAGCCCUUCGAGCUCUUUCAAAUGCGACCGCUGAGCAGCAAUGGGCUUGUGGCAACGGACUCGACGCUGGACGCGCACGUCGAUAUGAAUGGCAAUCGGCAACGGCAUCCGGAUGCAGCUACCAACUCAGCGGAGGCGAUGCACGGCGAGAGCACAGCCUCCACGUCGGUGGCCUCUGUAGUGGGCGUGGCGGGCAAACAGACGGACAAGAAUGAGAUGACGGACUACCAGGUGGAAACGGGCAGCUGUGCAGGCGUGGCGGGCACCUACGAAGCCGAGCAGCCCAUAGCACUGCAUCAGCAGCUGUUGCUGUGCUUUGCACUGCAAACGAAUGCCAAGGCCAUACUGAACAUAGACAAGAACAAGGAGACGCACACAUCCUGUUUGCAUGGCCUACGCGUCUUCUCCGUACUCUGGACCAUGAUGGUGCACACGUAUUUGCAAAUGUUUGCGAUAGGCGAGAAUAAGUUCGAACGAGUUAUCACGGAACGUUCGUUUUGGUACCAGGUCAUUGGCAAUGCCACCUUCUCCGUGGACUCGUUCUUCUUCAUCAGCGGCCUGUUGGUCACACUGCUCUAUGUGAAGCAGGAAAGGAAGCCUGCGGGUCCGCCGUGCACCGUCUUCAAGCGUAGCUUCCUGGACACCAUGAUGAUGUUCUUGUACCGCUAUCUGCGCCUCACGCCCGUCUACCUCUUUGUGGUGUUGUUCAAUGACUUUGCUGUCCGUCAGGGCCUUGACUCGUCCGUCUUCCAGCCGGCCAAGAUCGAGCACAAUACUUGCCGCAUCUUUUGGUGGCGCAACAUUCUGUACAUCAACAACUUCUUUCCCCAGCACGAGAUGUGCAUGAUGUGGAGCUGGUACAUGGCCAACGAUAUGCAGUUCUAUGUCAUGGCUUGUCUAUUGCUGGCGCUCUCCAGAAAAUACUUCAAGGCGGUGGCAGUGACACUGGUUGUCUUUCUGGUCAGCUCUUGGAGCGUUUCGGGCAUUAUUUCAUUGCAGCAUCAAUACACCCACAAGGUGGCGCUGCCCUUUGAGUCCUUUGACUUUCUCUACGACAAACCCUGGCAGCGUGUGGGAGCCUAUAUAGUGGGCAUGUUUACCGGCUAUGCGCUGUAUAGGGUAAAGACGCCGCCGAAAAUAUCUAGGCGUCUCAAUCUUAGCCUCUGGGCUUGCAGUCUGGGCGUUCUAUUCCUGGUCAUCUUUGGCGUUUGGCCAGGUGAACUGAGCGUCGUGAACACCGCCUUCUAUGUGAGCAUUGGACAUACGGCCUUUGGGUGUGGCCUCGUCUGGAUAGUGCUCUCCUGCUGCUGGGGACUCGCGCCCACUGUCAACGCGAUACUGUCCUAUCGCAUGCUGUGGCCCUUGUCGCGUCUCACCUACUGCGCCUAUCUGAUCCAUCCGAUUAUUAUGUUCAUCUGCUCAUCGCAUAUGAGCGGCACCGUUCAUCUCAACAAUCCCAUGAUACUGACUACGUUUCUGGGCAACGCCGUUGUCUCUUUCGGAUCGGCCUUUGUUAUAUCCGCACUAUUCGAAGCGCCAGUCAUACGCGUACUCAAGAUCUGCUUCAAGAAGUGAACUCUAGCGAACUUAACCGAACGUUGUUAGAAUGAAAUCUAGUUCUAUUGCCUUUUUUGUGUCGUAAUUUGUAUUGUAAAGUGUAUAUAACUGUAGAUAUACGAGUCCGUUCCCAUAUGUAUAUCGACAGGUUGCUAAUGUUUAAUAUUAACAAUUAUGUUUAACUAUAUCCUUAUGUUAUGUUUCUAGUUGGUUUUGUGUGCGAGUGGUAUGUUCAAG
Molecule: messenger RNA, 3661 nt
Organism: Drosophila arizonae
Lineage: Eukaryota; Metazoa; Arthropoda; Insecta; Diptera; Drosophilidae
Molecular function (GO): acyltransferase activity, transferring groups other than amino-acyl groups
Source: RefSeq, a predicted model, not a curated record